Messenger RNA from Acanthocheilonema viteae, 270 nucleotides. The record is from the annotation of a GenBank genome assembly. Lineage: Eukaryota; Metazoa; Nematoda; Chromadorea; Rhabditida; Onchocercidae.
AUGCUGGCACCACCUCGGCGCAUUUGUCUUCCUCUGGGAGGUCAACAGCAUGGAAGAAAAAUAUCUCCGGUUAACAAAUUGCAAGUCAUUGAACAUAUGGUUUCACCAAAAUAUGAAGCAUUACCUACCGAUCCUGUAAUUGAUCAUCUUGCAUCUUUCGAUAGUUUUUCCGAUCUGGAUCCAGAAUCUCGGAAGCAAUCAUCUGCUGAGGAGCAUCGGAAUCAGUUAUUACUACCAGAAUUAUUAGGUUCGUCUAGCACAUAUGAAUAA